AUGAAGUCGUGGGAGAGAUCAUAUCGGUCUGCUCUAUUACAGGGUCGGCUGCCUUUAGAAGAACGGAUGAAACAAGCCGUUUGUCCUUUGAACAAGAAAUUAUUCUCAUUAAUGCUGAAGAAAAACUCAAAUCUUUGUUUGGCGCUAGACUAUACUGAAUCUGAGAAAAUUUUGCAGCUUGCUGAAAAAGCCGGUCCGUUCGUCGUAGCCAUAAAAGUCCACGCAGACGCAAUCACAGACUUUUCACAAGAUUUCACUACAAAGCUUGUCAGAUUGGCAAAUGAUCACGAGUUUGUCAUUUUUGAAGACAGAAAGUUCGGAGACACCGGGAAUACUAACAUAAUGCAGCUGAAAGGAGCGCAACGCAUAGCAGAAUGGGCUGAUGUGGUGACGGUCCAUGCUGUACAA
Molecule: messenger RNA, 408 nt
Organism: Strongylus vulgaris
Lineage: Eukaryota; Metazoa; Nematoda; Chromadorea; Rhabditida; Strongylidae
Source: the annotation of a GenBank genome assembly